GCGGGUGUCGGGGCCUCGCGGGAGCUGUGGGCUCGUAGGGGCUGCGGCUGCCGCGGGGCUGGGCGGCGGUACAGCGGUGCCGUGGGGCGGGGAGCGCGGGGGCCGGGAGGCGAUGGGGGAUGCUCCGUGUGCCGCGCGGAGCCGGGGCCAGCGGGGGCUGUCGCCAUGGGGGCGCUUGGGAUGGGGGCAGCGGGGGAAGCCGCUGGUCUGGAGGGGCCGGGGUGCUGCGGGGCAGGGAGAGCCGCUGCUGGGAGCUGGGUGCUGCGGGGCUGCCGGCGUGGGCAGCCUUUGGGGAUGGGGCGGAAUACCGGAGGGCGCCGUGGCGCUGUGGGGCCGGCGCUGCCGAGCCACCGGAGGGUGCCACAGGGCUGCCGGACCUGGCAGCGUCAGGCCUCGCCCUUGCUGGGGUGGGGCCAAAGGCAAGGAUCCGCUGCCCCCGGCUGUGGUGUUGCCGCUGCUCCUGUCUGUGCUGGUGGCUGCUGUCCCGUUCCGUGGGCUCGGUGCCCCGCUGGGAUGUGGGGACGGCCAUGGACAGGGCGAGGGCUGGAUCGCAGUGCCUGGCUGGGCAGGGGAGAGCUGUGUGGCUCUACCGGAGACUCCUCUCUGUGGUUGUGCUGCUGUCUUCAGGGAGCUGCUCCACCGCCACCAGCGCGCCAGGGAGGGGAAACCCUUCCCGAGGGACAGCCAGGCAGCAGGGUGGCCUGCCCACGCCGAGCUCCUGUCCCCGCAGGCGCGGCGCGGCGGGGAUGAGGAGCCGGCAGCGGAUGUUUGCCGCGGCGAUGCGCCUGCUCCUCAAGUGCCUGCGGCUGGGCCGGCGGCGGCGCUUCAAGCUGCUGCGGCACGUGGAGCAGCUGUGGCACUACGGGCACCUCUGCCUGCGCUCCCUGCUCUACAACUCCUUCACCAACGGCGACGUGGUGCUUGACUCUCUCUUCGAGCCGGUCUACUGGCUGGUGGACCAUGUCACCCGGUGGUUUGGUGUGGUGUUUGUGGCACUGGUGAUUGGGCUGACGAGCUCUAUUGUGGCCAUCGUGUACAUCUGCCUGCUGCCCCUCAUCCUGCAGACCUACACACCUGCCUGGAUAUGCUGGCACCUCGCCUAUGGACACUGGAACCUCAUCAUGAUUGUCUUCCACUAUUACAUGGCUAUCACCACUUCACCGGGGCACCCACCACAGGCCAAGAACGACCUCACUGGUGUGUCCAUCUGCAGGAAAUGCAUUGCCCCUAAGCCAGCUCGCACCCAUCACUGCAGCAUCUGCAACAGGUGUGUGCUGAAGAUGGACCACCACUGCCCCUGGCUAAACAACUGUGUGGGACACUACAACCACCGCUACUUCUUCUCUUUCUGCUUGUUCAUGACCAUGGGCUGCAUUUACUGCAGCAUCAGCGGCUGGGAGAUGUUCCGGGAUGCCUACGCAGCCAUUGAGAGAAUGAAACUGCUUGAGAAGGAGAGACUGCAGGUGGCUGCCAACCAGACAUACUACCAGACCCCACCACCCACCUUCUCCUUCCGCCAGAGAGCUUUCCACAAGAGCGUGGUCUACCUCUGGGUCCUGUGCAGCUCGGUUGCACUGGCCCUGGGCGCCCUGACGCUGUGGCACGCUGCCCUCAUUACCCGCGGGGAAACGAGCAUCGAACGGCACAUCAACAGAAAGGAGAGGCAGAGACUGCAGAAGAAAGGCAAGGUGAGCACAGCCCACGGCACGGGGGCUGGCUGGGGCAGAGCCAGACGUGAUGUGCCUCUCCCUGUCCUGCAGGUCUUCAGGAACCCCUACAGUUACGGCAGCUGGGAUAAUUGGAAGGUGUUCCUAGGUGUGGAUGUGCCAAGGCACUGGCUCACCCGUGUCCUGCUGCCCUCUCCUCACCUGCCGCACGGGACAGGCCUGAGCUGGGACCUGCCUCCCUGCGUGACAGAGCAACGCACACCACUCCUGGCAAUCUGAGGCUCCGUGCUCUGGACAUUCCUUCUUCCACAGGCAGGGGAGUGCGUGGGGAACCCACUCCACCACUGCAGCUUCCUAUGGCCAAAGUGCCUGGCAGAAGGCUGGCACAUAUCACUGACUGGAGCCAGAGCCAUGGGAAACUCUGUGGACAGUGCUGGUGCCUGGACACUUGCCCUCUUGGCUCUUGGUGGCUGCAGGCAGCCCAGGGCGAGGUGGCAGAGCUGCUGCUCCCUGCUCCAGCUGGACGGUGCUGCCCUCAUGAGCACAGGUACGGGCCAGCAUUGGCCCAGCUCUGCUCUCUGACGGGCUGGGGGCAGAGGAUGGCACCCCCAAGUGCCCCCCGGAGAGUCUUUUUAAGACCACCUACUAAAUACUGGUUUUUUUAA
Molecule: messenger RNA, 2332 nt
Organism: Passer montanus (Eurasian tree sparrow)
Lineage: Eukaryota; Metazoa; Chordata; Aves; Passeriformes; Passeridae
Gene: ZDHHC16
Product: zinc finger DHHC-type palmitoyltransferase 16
Exons: 10
Coding region: 120-1946 (608 amino acids)
Biological process (GO): protein palmitoylation
Cellular component (GO): Golgi apparatus
Molecular function (GO): palmitoyltransferase activity
Source: RefSeq, a predicted model, not a curated record